AUGCGAAUCGAAGAAAGUAGUUUGAAUGAAAUUAAAAAAAGAAUAAUCAUUCUUUGUGUUCCAACAUUCUUGUUAUUUGUUUCGGUUUUAAUGAAUCUUCCUAGAAAUCCAUUAAAAGAGAUAAUGAUACAAUGUGUUAUGUAUCUUGAUUCAAUUAAAGAUUCAUAUUUAUCAAUGGUUGUAUUUGUUAUUUUGAAUUUAAUUGGAUUAAUUAUUUUUUUACCAAUCACAUUUUUAACAUUAGCAGGUGGAUUUAUUUUUGGAUAUUCAAAAGGAUUAGUAUUAAAUGUUAUUUCACGAUUUGUUGGUAGCGUUGUUCCUUAUUGUAUUGGAAGAUAUAUUGCAAAAAGAUACGUAAUUGAUUAUCUCCAAUCUCAUCCAAUGAUUAAUAAUUUCAUUUCUUUGUUAAAUGAUGAUUCUACAUAUUUACUUUGUUUAUACAGAAUGUGUCCAAUUAUCCCUUUCACCAUUUCAAAUUACAUCCUCUCCCCAUUUGUUGAUCCCUCUCAUUUCUUCAUUUCUACAAUGAUUGGUAUAAUUCCUUUAAUUGUUAUUCAUACAUACUUUGGAACUGUUGUUCAUGAUAUUGUAGAAAUCGUAUCAACUCCAUCAUUCAACUUCACAAUUAUUAACAUCAUUGUUUUGAUUGGAAUGAUUGUAUUGACAGUUAUAUUCUUUGUUGUAUUUUCAAGAAAAAUCAAUGAAAUUGUUAGAAACCACAAAGAAACACCAAAGGAAGUUGUUUGGUUAAUGAAAGAAGUGAUUGUUAAAGAAUAA
Molecule: messenger RNA, 777 nt
Organism: Entamoeba histolytica HM-1:IMSS
Lineage: Eukaryota; Evosea; Mastigamoebida; Endamoebidae
Exons: 2
Coding region: 1-777 (258 amino acids)
Cellular component (GO): membrane
Source: RefSeq, a predicted model, not a curated record